Molecule: messenger RNA, 1314 nt
Organism: Olea europaea var. sylvestris
Lineage: Eukaryota; Viridiplantae; Streptophyta; Magnoliopsida; Lamiales; Oleaceae
Product: probable tyrosine-protein phosphatase At1g05000
Exons: 5
Coding region: 308-949 (213 amino acids)
Biological process (GO): protein dephosphorylation
Cellular component (GO): cytoplasm
Molecular function (GO): phosphatase activity
Source: RefSeq, a predicted model, not a curated record
AAAACGUGAAAAUAUAAUGACCAAUUUAGUACAAAAAUCAUAGAUUAAGAACAUCUAUGCAAUUUUAUAGAAAUAUCUCAACAGUAAAAGUAUCCGCAUACUUUGCCCGAAAAAGAACAGGGAAAUAAAUUAAAAUUCCGAUAGAUUAGAAUCCUAACUACCUUCAAAGUUUGUUCACGACUCCCUGUUUCCCUCUAACUCUUUCUUCUUCUUUUUGUUCUUGAUUUAUAAUGGCAAUGCAUUGACUUCGAGAAAACCCCAAAUCAAUCAAGAACAAGAAAACCAAAGAAAUUUUUUGGUUAAUUGGAUGGGUGUAAUACUUGAAGAAGGAGAAGAAGGGGGACCGACAUUGACACAGCCAAACGCCGGCGCCGUAUUAUUGCCGCCAACGAAUUUUUCGACGGUGGUAGAUAACACCGUUUACCGUUCGGGCUUCCCGCAGCCGUCCAAUCUUCCUUUUCUUCGUUCCCUCAAACUUCGUUCCAUCUUAUAUUUGUGUCCUGAACCAUACCCAGAAGAGAACUGGCAAUUUCUUCAAUCCAAUAAAGUUAAGCUCUUCCAAUUUGGAAUUGAUGGCACCAAGGAGCCAUCAGCCAUUCCAAGGAGUACUAUUACUGAAGCUUUAAAAGUUUUAAUUGACGUGAGAAAUCAUCCAAUUCUCAUCCACUGCAGACGUGGAAAGCAUCGGACAGGGUGUCUUGUGGGUUGCUUAAGGAAGUUGCAGAACUGGUGUUUGUCUUCAAUUUUGGAAGAGUACAAGAACUUCGCUGGCAUAAAAUCGAGGGAGACUGACUUGAGAUUUCUUGAGACUUACGAUAUUUCUUGUCUAAGGCAUUGCUUACAGAGCCUCAUCUACCAGUACCAGGGUUAUGGUUUGCGGAAUAGACGCUUGCUUUACAGAGAAGAUUGUGUACAGAAGCCGAGGAUAACUUCAGUGCAGUUAGCCUAAUUGUAGCAUAGAUUUUACAUUUUACUCUUUUAAGUUGGAAAUUUUGUUAGAUUGGUUUAUACUUCAGUGGAAGUAUCAUUGCUUGGAAUGGUUUAUUCUUUUAUUAUUUGGCAUAAUGGGAACAUUGCUUCAAAUUUUUAUAGAAGGAUAAUUAACUGCUUAAAUAGUGGGGUACUAAAUGGUGUGGAUCGCCGAAUGAAUAAUGCAUAGUGUCACUUGGGUGUGUUUAUGAUGUUGGAUGUGUGGAGCUUAAUAUAGUGUACUUUUCUUUAGAAAAUUUGCACAUAUAUCAGGUUAUUCUAAUAUUUUCUCAUGUAUAAAGGGUUAGGAAGAGCUUCUUUUGGUGUAUUAGAGUGAGAACGAAG